AUGGAAGCCUUCUUUGCGAGCUGGAAAGUUGUCAAAUUUGAACACCUUGACGAUUACCUGAAAGCAAUUGGUCUUAACGAUGAAUUCAUAAGCUUCGCAACUGUAAUCAAACCAGUCUUCACCUUUUCCCAAGAGGACGACAUUGUGGUGUUUAAAACACAAACCAUCAUCAAAGAGAGCGAAAUCAGGUUCAGACUCGGUGAAGAGUUUGAUCAAGUCACCAGUGAUGGCAGGGUUUGCAAAACUGUUAUAACCCUAGAUGGAGAAAAACUCAUCCAGGUGCAGAAGUGGGACAGUAAAGAGGCCACAGAAGUUCAAGAGAUCCAGGAUGGGAAAUUGAUCAUGUAUGAAGAUUUGGCGCAUUACAGCAGCAUGAUGGACGGCGUUGGCGUGUACGGAGAUCCACAUACACAUCACCACCUAAACCAUGCUCCUCCUCCUCCUCCUCCUCACACCAAUCAGCCAUACGUGACAUCACACGGGCUCAUGGCAGGCAUCAUGGGUGCUAAUGAUGGACUCAAACGAGACAAGGAUCAGAUUUAUGGUCAUCCUCUGUUCCCGUUACUGGCACUGGUGUUUGAAAAGUGUGAGUUAGCGACGUGUACACCGCGGGAGCCGGGCGGGGCCGGGGGAGACGUGUGUUCAUCAGACUCCUUUAAUGAAGACAUCACCGUGUUCGCCAAACAGAUACGAGCAGAGAAACCAAUAUUCUCAUCCAAUCCAGAACUGGACAAUCUGAUGAUUCAAGCAAUACAAGUAUUACGAUUUCAUCUGCUUGAAUUGGAGAAGGUCCAUGAGCUGUGUGAUAAUUUUUGUCACCGCUACAUUAGCUGCCUGAAAGGAAAAAUGCCAAUUGAUCUGGUUAUUGAUGAUCGGGAUGGAUGCAAGUCUGAUUUUGAUGAUCUAACAUCCACACAUUUAUCAGAUCACAACACAGCGUCAUGGAGAGAUCUGGAUGACAAUCGCUCGACUCCUUCCAUUGGCACACCGGGACCGUCCAGCGGCGGCCAUGUUUCUCACAGCGGAGACAACAGCAGUGAACUGGGGGAUGGUCUGGAGAGCAGUCUGGCUUCUCCGGGAACGGGUGAUGAGGAUGACCCUGAUAAGAAACGACAAAAGAAGCGAGGGAUUUUUCCCAAAGUGGCAACUAACAUCAUGCGGGCAUGGCUAUUCCAGCACCUCACACAUCCUUAUCCAUCAGAAGAGCAGAAGAAGCAGCUUGCUCAGGACACAGGACUCACCAUCUUACAAGUGAAUAACUGGUUCAUUAAUGCACGCAGACGGAUAGUACAGCCCAUGAUCGACCAGUCCAACCGAGCAGUGAGUCAGGGAACUCCGUUCAGUUCGGACGCUCAGACCAUGGGGAGCUUCAUGUUGGAUGGACAGCAACACAUGGGCCUUCGACCUCCUGGUGCGAUGGGAGGAAUGGGCAUGAACAUGGCGAUGGAUGGACAGUGGCACUACAUGUAGCACUCCUACAGAUAUCGAUGCAGGUGUGUACGGUUCCAUUCAAAUCCACAAAACUUUAUUAUCACUGCACACUCAAUUACACUUACAGUCUGAACAUUACACACAUUACAACACACACAGAGAACAACACUCCAGCACUGUAAGCUCUAGUGUCUGACCAACCAGCAGUUCUAAUAAGAACCCUAGAACACAUCUAGCCGCCUUUUUGAGUUUCCACUUCCCUCCAUCUUUUCUUUCGCUCCAUCUGGCGGGGAAAUCGGAUUAGCCAUCGGCCGUAAUUUCACUCUGAUAUUCCUCCGUCUCGGAUCUUUCAGUCUCGACAUAAAUGAAGAUGUAUGAUACACUCACAGAGGCGAGCUUUAUUUAACACACACGCACACACACACGCACACACACACGCACACACAGUGGCGCCCAAUGAGCCGCACACUAACAACUCUUACUGUGAUUAAUAGAGCUCUUUUAUAUGGAAAUACAUGUCACCCCCAAACACACACACACACACACACACACACACACACACACACACAUACUGAGUGUUUAUUAAAUUGAUUAAAUUGACUUUAUUCAAGCAGAUAUUUC
Ictalurus furcatus (blue catfish) is the source of this 2052-nucleotide messenger RNA. It is a transcript of the gene meis2b, whose product is annotated as Meis homeobox 2b. Bases 1 to 1470 code for a protein of 489 amino acids. Gene Ontology annotation, biological process: embryonic pattern specification; animal organ morphogenesis; brain development. Lineage: Eukaryota; Metazoa; Chordata; Actinopteri; Siluriformes; Ictaluridae. The transcript is spliced from 14 exons. Gene Ontology annotation, molecular function: DNA-binding transcription activator activity, RNA polymerase II-specific; lipid binding; RNA polymerase II cis-regulatory region sequence-specific DNA binding. The record is from RefSeq and is a predicted model, not a curated record.